CCGCUAUUUCCGCAUAGCCUCUGGAAUUACCAGAGCCGAGGCUUUGGAUAGAAUUCAUGGAGUGUACCUGAUAAAUUAAAAUAUACUUGAUCGCAUGUACGCAGCUCAUUGAUUGAUUACAUGCUCUUGUGACGACCGUGACCUUUCGAGUCAAGCUACCACAAAGAUGCAAACAAACCCAGCAGGGAGUCACAAAACCUACGAAGGGGUUUCAGAGGAUGACUGGCUACCAAUGGGAGGAGGGAGGCGACACCCUCAACGAUGUCCAGAUCGUAGAGAGUUUGUGGUUACAUUUGAAGAACCACACGAUUGGUGGAACCCUCAGAACUGGAGAUCAUGGAAAAAGCUUUGCAUAUCCACCGUCGCGUGCUGCGGAACGUUUGUUGUCUCGUUCAAUAGUGCCAUCUUCGCCGCAGGCGCUGCCGAAGCAAGCAAGGAAUUCAGGGUCGGGAAGGAAGUUACCGCGCUCGGUACGAGCUUGUUCGUGCUCGGUUUCGCUUUUGGGCCUAUGUUGUGGGCGCCUGGUUCCGAGCUUAUCGGGCGGCGCUGGCCACUCUCUAUCGGCAUGUUUGGGUCUUCGAUCUUCACCAUCGGGUGUGCCACAUCGAAAGACAUUCAAACGCUCGUCAUAUGCCGCUUUUUUGCUGGCUUGUUUGGGGCCAGUCCAUUAUGUGUGGUACCCGCGGUGCUAGCCGACCUUUACAACAGUACCUAUCGAGGCAUGGCAAUAUCGAUCUAUGCACUGACAGUGUUUGGUGGACCGUUUCUUGCACCAUGCAUUGGCGAAUUCAUCACAAUAAGCUACCUCGGCUGGCGGUGGACACUCUAUUUGCCCGCUAUUCUGGGACUGUGCAACUUCUGCUUCUUACUGUUUCUUUUAAGAGAAACAUUCGCUCCAGUCGUCCUUGUGGAGAAAGCAAUACAAUUGCGGCGGCAAACAGGCAACUGGGCAAUCCACGCGGAAAAGGAGAGACUUGAGCUUAACAUCGAUGCUGUUAUUCGAAACUACCUGACCCGGCCGCUGCAAAUGCUUGUGACAGAGCCCAUCAUACUCCUGGUCACUAUGUAUAUGUCGUUUAUCUAUGGAUUGGUUUAUGCACUUCUGGGAGCAUAUCCGUACGUCUUUAGCCAUGUAUAUGGGAUGCCCACAGGAGUGAACGCUCUGCCUUUCCUGGGACUAUUUCUGGGUGUCUUACUGGCUCUAAUCUUCAUCCUCUGCCAACAUCGUUCUUAUACUCGGAAGCUGAAGGCAAAUAAUGACAAGAUCGUACCAGAAUGGCGACUUGGCCCCGCUAUCUUCGGUGCUUUUAUAUUCGCCAUCGGCCUGUUUUGGUUCUCAUGGACGGCCUUCACUCAUUCCGUACACUGGAUGGCACCGAGUGCGGCCGGAGUUCUCAUUGGAUUUGGAGUUCUUUGCAUCUUCCUACCAUGCUUCAACUACCUAGUUGACGCUUUUGUACCUCUGGCGGCCUCUACAGUCGCAGCCAAUAUAAUGCUUCGCUCGGCAGUUGCAGCCGGCUUCCCUUUAUUCUCUACAAAGAUGUUUGAGAACCUUGGGGUACAAUGGGCAGGGACACUCCUUGCCUGCCUCGCUACAGUUAUGAUACCAAUACCUGUUGUUUUCAGGGCAUACGGUCCGAUGUUGAGAGGCCGCAGUAAGAUGUUGCAACAACCUUCGAGUGCAUUGGAAACUCCAGAGUCUUCGGACACGGAAGGACGAUCACAGUGACGUUUCAAGGCCGCGGAAGCCGCACAGAGAGAUAGACUUACGAUAUCGUGUAGUGGUCUGCACGUGGAUAUAGGUUUUAAGUCGAGUAUGCGGUAGGUGUAUUGGAGUCAUCCUGCACUUGGAGGGGUGGUCUUUAGAACCCUGGGAAAAAACAAACGUAUCAACUCCAAUCUUCAGAGACAUAGACAUCGAUAAGACAGGUUUGACCUCGCUCUUGGGACGCCGCUGUUG
This is a messenger RNA of Aaosphaeria arxii CBS 175.79, 1960 nucleotides long. RefSeq names its product MFS general substrate transporter. The transcript has 4 exons. Lineage: Eukaryota; Fungi; Ascomycota; Dothideomycetes; Pleosporales. Bases 167 to 1729 code for a protein of 520 amino acids. The record is from RefSeq and is a predicted model, not a curated record. Gene Ontology annotation, biological process: transmembrane transport. Gene Ontology annotation, molecular function: transmembrane transporter activity.